This is a messenger RNA of Cydia fagiglandana, 1243 nucleotides long. RefSeq lists its product as uncharacterized. The transcript is spliced from 3 exons. The record is from RefSeq and is a predicted model, not a curated record. The coding region runs from base 46 to 1029 and encodes 327 amino acids. Lineage: Eukaryota; Metazoa; Arthropoda; Insecta; Lepidoptera; Tortricidae.
UUUCCGUACUAUUCCCUAGUCCCUAGUGUAUCUAGACGAUUAGCAAUGUUUGAUAGCAGUUCAUCGGAUGAAGAGGAGGCACUCCUCUUACUUUUAACGCAAAAUACUCCAACGAAACCUAAAAGAGUGUGGAUUCACGAAAUCAAUGGAAAAAGAGGGGAUCAUAGUGAAUAUCAUAACCUAUGCCGUGAACUUGAGUCUCACGAAGAUCGUUUUUACUGGUAUUUCCACAUGUCAAGAGAUUCUUUUGAAGAGUUACAUGAUUUAGUGAGACCUCAUAUAUUAAAAAAUGACACUAACUACAGGAAGGCUAUAGGAACCAGAGAAAGGCUAGCAGUUUGUUUAAGGUACAUAAGAACUGGUGACUCUUUUCUAACAAUUUCAUUUUCAUUCCGCAUUGGACGAAGCACUGUUUCUAUAAUAGUAGAAGAAGUAUCAAAAGCUAUUUGGGAAUGUUUACAACCUAUAUAUAUGCCUAGCCCUACUGAAGAGAUUUGGAAACAAUCGGAGUUGGGCUAUCGAGAGAUUUGGAACUUCCCAAACGCCCCUCUGCCUGGUACUACCGAACCAGUGCCACACGUUUUACUCGGCGAUGAAGGUUUUGCUCUGCAAACAUUCUUAAUGCGCCCAUUUCCCGGAGCAACAACUAUACAUGACCAAAGAAAACGAAGAUAUAAUUACAGGCUCUGUCGUGCACGUCGUGUCGUCGAAAACACAUUCGGAAUUUUAGCAGAAAAAUGGCGAAUUUUCCAUAGACCUAUGGAAUGCCAUAUUGAAAAAGCCAUUCACGUUACAAAGGCUGCAUGCUGCUUGCACAAUUUUGUUAGAAUUAAACACGGCGACAUGAUGCGAAUGCUUCCAAAUGAACCGACUUCGAGUCAAAACUUGCCCGAAAAUGCAGCAACGAGUCAAAACUUGGAAGGCGGUGCAUUAAUGCCUUUGCGUCGUACAAAUGCAAGGUCACCUAAUGCCGCAAUUGCAAUUAGGGAAAAAUUUGUCACCUAUUUUAAUCGAGAUACUCGAGAAUAAAAUUAUUGACGACGCACGCACAAAAUACACAAGACAAAAAGUAUAGCCUAAAACAAAACAUAGACUUACCUUCUAUUCCAAUUGCGACACCGAUCUGUUCCCAUAACAAGUUUUUAUACGUCGAAUUUUUAUAAUCUUUGUGUUUUUGAUUAUAAAUACAUUCGUAUUUGCGCACUACUUCAAUAAGUUUUUCUUUCAUUUCGCAAUCCAUUAU